Molecule: messenger RNA, 861 nt
Organism: Danaus plexippus (monarch butterfly)
Lineage: Eukaryota; Metazoa; Arthropoda; Insecta; Lepidoptera; Nymphalidae
Gene: Chchd2
Product: coiled-coil-helix-coiled-coil-helix domain-containing protein 10, mitochondrial
Exons: 3
Coding region: 128-565 (145 amino acids)
Biological process (GO): mitochondrion organization
Cellular component (GO): nucleus; mitochondrion
Source: RefSeq, a predicted model, not a curated record
AUGAGAGUGAAUGAUUCAGUAUAGACUCGGUUAUAGACUCAUUAAUACUAUAUUCUGCGACAACGUUGUGUUUUCUUGAAGGACUCAAGAAUUGCAAGCUCUUUUAAAGUGUUAAUUAUUUGAAAAAAUGCCUCGACGUGGUCGAUCAGCAAGUCCGCCUCCAGCUCCUCAGCGAAGAGCUGCGCCGCCGCCAUCUAGAAAUGUACCAGCUCAGGCUCCUCCAUCCAGCCCUGCUCCCAUGGCAGCGGCUCAGCCGCAGCAGCCUUCGCUUUUCGGUCAAAUGGCAGCAACUGCCGGCGGUGUCGCCGUUGGUUCAGCAGUGGGCCAUGUAGCCGGUAGUGCUCUGACGGGUAUGUUCAGCGGAGGUAGCAGUGAACCCGCUCAACAACAACAAGCUCAGCCGGCUCAAGCCACAUACAGCCAGUACCAGAACCAACAGCCGCAAGGCCCAUGCGCCUGGGAGAUCAAGCAGUUCAUUGAAUGCGCCCAACAACAGCACGACCUCUCGCUCUGUGAAGGAUUCAAUGAAGCCCUCCGUCAAUGCAAACUGAAUAACCACAUUUAAAUCAAUCAAAGGUGUCCAAGAUGCUAUUCGUUUUUCAAAGAUAUUUAUUCCUUCUCAAGACCUGCGCAUGCAAAUUCAUCAGAUUGAAGACCCAUGCUAAAGUACAGAUGUUUCAAAUCACAUCUAAUCUGCGACACCUUCCUAGUUAUUAUUAUACAUAAUUUUGUUACUUUAUGUAGAAAUAAAUUUUAGUAAAUAUAUUAAUUUUUUUUGAAAUGACGUAGACAUACCAUAUUCAAUUUAUUUUAUAAUAGUUAUUAAAAAGUUAUCAAUAAAAUACAAUAGAAAACCAAAAA